GUAUGUUCUGCUUGAGGUUGACAGAGUUAAGAGUUCCAUCAGGAGUGAAACAGGGCGUCCCCGUGUGGCUGUAUUGUGGAUACGACCUGGAAAAGGAUGACCUGUACUCUGUGAAGUGGUACAAAAAUCAUGUGGAGUUCUACCGCUACCUACCGAGUGACGAACCACCUGGACAAAAGUACGAUCUAUUGGGUGUCCAUAUCAACUUAAACAAGUCUAACCAGACGCAUGUUUACCUGGAGAAAACUGAUCUCAACAGUGAAGGGUCUUACGGCUGUGAGGUGUCGACAGAAGCGCCCUCAUAUCGAACCGUUAAGGCAGACAAGGAUAUGACUGUUUAUGUGCUACCAGAAGGAAAGCCUACAAUUGAUGGAAUAGAUGGAAUGUAUGAGAUCGGGGAUUACGUGAACCUGACCUGUGUAUCUAAACCAUCUAAACCAGCAGCAGUGUUGUCUUGGACAAUUAACAGUCAACUGGUUGAUGAGCGUUUUCUAACUCCCAUGGUUACGGAACGACAUCUGGAUGGCUUGGAAAGUACUAUCUUAGGCCUGCAGUUCCAGGUAACACUCAACCAUUUCAACAAAGGCGUGAUGACCGUACGAUGUACAGCUACCAUUUCGCAAAAUUAUUACAGCCACAGUGAAGAGACGCUACUUGGAGAGAGACUGAAGUCGGCUUCUCCGGACGCUUUAUUCGGACAUAAUGAAGCUGGACCCAAGAUAACCGGUGGUCAAACAAGGUACCACGUAGGUGAUGUUGUAGACGUGAACUGUACAUCGGCUAGAGACGUGAGACCUGCUGAGCUGCAUUGGUUCAUUAAUGACAAAAAGGCGAAGUCGGACUACAUCAUUAAAUAUUCUGACAUCCAGUACGUGGAUAACACGGUAUCUGCUGUACUAGGCUUAAAGUUCAGAGUUCAUCAGGAACACUUCCUCUCAGAUGGGCUUCGUCUCAAGUGCACGGCAACUGUUUCCAGAGUAAUUGGUACCAGCAGCAAAGAAACUGUAGUUGGUAAUCUUCGUCAAAGUUCAGGUCUUCAUGUGUCAGAAAAUAGUGGCUCUGCUUUGAAUCAUGGUUCCGGCUGUUACCUACAAGCUUGGCUUCUCUGGUGUUUGGUGGCUCUGCUCUGGUCUGUAACAGACUAGUCAGUAACAAGUCGCGAGAGAUCCUCAGAGAUUAAAAAAAUGACUCGAGUGUCUGUGUAAUUUCUUAUGUAGUUUUAACCGAGGAAACUAGCCAGUCUCUUGGGAGUAAAAGUGCGAAUCUCUGAGAACGCUGUUAUAAUGAAAGAGGGAUUGCUAUCGUGGUGGUAUCUUCAGAAGACUCGCAUUUUUCGACCACUAUUUAAAUAACCUUAAAUCUGAUUUGUAGCAGCGAUUGGCCUUGAAGAAAACUUUCAGUCUGACUUAUAGCAGCGAUGGCCUUGAAGAAAACUUCCAUGUUACAAGAGUCAUGUGAUACGCUCGUCGGUGUGUUUGUGCUGAAGUUGCAUCCCCUUGUAGAAGUAAAGGAAACUCCGUAUCGCUUAAUGGGGACUUCUGUGAUACGUUAACCUAUUUUAUAACGUUUCGCUUCCUGUAACAACAUUGUGCACACAUAAAUGCGUAGAACAAUAAUUCUUGGAUUUACCUGUGUUUUGGGCUUAAAUUUAAUGUUAAUGCUACUAUAUCUAUAUGUGGCUUGUGUAUAUAUAUAUAUAUACAUAUACACACAUAUAUAUACAUACAGACCAAUACAUAUACAGUACGUGGGUUUAUUUUUACGUGCCACUUUCUACAAUGUGUUAUCAAUUUGUUCUAAAAAAUGUGAGUCAAAUCUUACAAUCCUUUGCAUAAAACCUGGUUUAGUAACAAAAAAUUAAUACCUCACAUCUGAAGUCUUAAGUUACCUUAAAUUGAUUUCUUUAUCUUAAUAAACAUAAAAUCCUCACAACUUUUACAUUUUAAAUUUUUAAUAGUACUACAUAGAAUAAACCGCCUUUUUCAUGAAUUAAAAAGUCAACUUUUUACAAUAUUAUUCCUAUAGAAGCUUAAUCGAAAAGACCGAUUCCUUCAGUUCUUGAGUUUCAAAACUGACUGUUUCGUACAUUCUAUUCAUCUAAUGAUGGAAACAUUACUUCUUAUCUAGUUAUUUCAAAUAAAGUUUUGCCAGGAACUAUAUAUAUAUAUAAACGUUCAACUGAAAGAAUAACAUCGUUGUCCUAGAAUAAUUCCUUGAAUGAAGAAAAUUAUAAGAUCAGAAAUCAACCCGUCUAACAAUUAAAAGAUCAGAAAUCAACCCGUCUAACAAUUAUAAGAUGAGAAAUCAACCCGUCUAACAAUUAAAAGAUCAGAAAUCAACCCGUCUAACAAUUAUAAGAUCAGAAAUCAACCCGUCUAACAAUUAUAAGAUCAGAAAUCAACCCGUCUAACAAUUAAAAUAUCAGAAAUCCACCCGUCUAACAAUUAUUAGAUUAGAAAUCAACCCGUCUAACAAUUAAAAGAUCAAAAAUCAACCCGUCUAAGAAUUAGAAGAUCAAAAAUCAAUCCGUCUAACAAUUAGAAGAUCAGAAAUCUAACGAGCAAAAUAAUCCUGAUACGAAACUCGUUGUUUUAUGAUCUUUGUCUCUCCUGUUUGUUUUACAUUUUUUAGAAAACCUCACAAAAUAACCACUCGAUAACUUAAUAUAAAAUGCUAGAUGAGUUAACUACAGUUGAGACAAACAUCGUUUUGAUCCAGUGUCACUGGAUGAACGAUUUCAGUGUAAACGCUGGCUUCGCCCAUGUAUCGCCUGUUGUAUCAUGUGUUGCCAGGUUAACGAUGGUCAAGGUAAACACCGGUUUGACCACGUAUUACCAGUUGAACGACUUCAAGACUACUGCUGGUUUUACUACGUAUUACUGGUUGAACAAUAGAGAAUAUGAAGUUAGUUUAACCACGAUUUGCUCAUUGAAUGACACGUUUGACCUACUUAACUUACGAUUAAGGUAAAUUCUGGUUUUACCACAUAUUGCUGGGUGAGCCAUGGUCAAGAAGACAUCGGUUUUACCACGUAUCUCGAUUGAGUAAUUAAUAUUGAAAAUAAGCGUUCUAGUUUAGCACUUCUCACGUAUUACAAACAAUAUUUUUAAGUUUCAAUAAUAUUUAGAAUAAUUAAUCAGCUUCUUUGGAAAAAUUACACAUAAAAAACUUUUGUUUUUCUUCUUCUCAAGAAUGUUUAUAAUUCUCUAUGCAUUAAACUCCCCUUUUCUUAAUCUGUUCACAUUAAACGAAAAAACAUUAUCUUUUAAACUUUCAGGUAUGUUCUGAAUACUACUUUUUUAUAAGUUAUGUUAAAUAUUGAUAAAAGUUACUUUAUUUUCAUAGGCAGUUUAUUGCUGAAUAUAAAUUUUAAUUCAUAAACGCGACAAUUUACAUUAAUCGAUACGUUAAAAUAAAAUAUUCUAUUGAAACUGUGGCAAUUGUUAAACGUAAAGAAAAUGAAUCGUGUACAAGGUUAUUAUUAUUCAACAACAGAGACACUUCGUUGUUUAAUAUACCAUAAAACAACUUUUCUUGGGUUGUUUAGAGUAUAACAUGGUGUUUUCUUGUCAUUUUCUGCUGUACAGAGAUUCAGAAACUUAAACUGAAGUUAACUUUUGCACAAAAAACGACAACAAAAACGCUACGCAGGCUCUUUGUAAUUAUACACAAUAGUCACUGGUGUUAAAAUAUAAAUGUAAAUAUGAUUAUGAAAUGAAUUUUGUUGUUAAUUUUCGAUAAACAUAAUAGGCCAUUUAAGGAAACAUUUCGAACGUAUUUUCUUUAUUAACAAACUGGCCCUAAACUUCUCAGUUUUAUAAAAUAGAUCCGGGAAUUUGAUGUUUAUAAUACUAUGAAGUGAUUGAUUCAAGUUUGCUUUUAAAAAAUUCACAAAUUUGGAUUUAGAAUCAAAAUUACGUUAAGACAAAAUAUAGUUAAUUCUUGAUUUUCGUUUCGUUUAUUUUAUACUUGCUAAAUAUAGUUGUCAUAAUUUUUCUUAAGACCGUCCAAUUGUUUUUCAGGAUAUGUAAAAAACCAAAAAGAAAAAGAAUAUAAAAGUAAAAUUUAUUCAUCUCCACUGCAUAUUAAGAAUUUUAAUAGGCUGAUUUAAAAACACGAAUGUAAUCAAUUAUAAGUUUAAUACGUAAAACAAAGCCAAGUCUAGAACGGUCUAAUAGUUUUUGAAAAAAAAAUUCGUUGAGAUAUGACAUUCGGUCGGCGUUUCGUACACGUUAACCUCUAGUCAAUUUCUGAUGUCAGAAGAACCCUAAAUGUUUCAUAAUGGAAGUUUCGUUUAGUACAAAAUAUAAUUGUAAAUUAUUCUUGUUAUUAAAAUAAAUUGUUUACCCUUAGGAACAUACAGAGUAUUCGAAUGUUACUGAAGAAUAUAUAUUUCGUUUGAUUUUUUCACUUGAAUUCGACUUUUCAUCUUUGUUAGAAAACCAAAUUCUAUAGGCCAUCGUUAUAUUCUUAAUCUGGACAUAAACAACAAAAAUUUUCUGAAUAUUAACCACACAUAAGUUUGGAGCCAUAUACAUUUUACAGUAAAACCUCGAAUCCAGAUUGUGUUUUUAACCUGCUUAUCAUUCGAGAAAAUACUCACAUAUACUUCUGUGGUUAGUAUGAUUAAAAAAUGUAUUUAUGAAAUUAGCAUUACUAAUGAAUAUUUCAAUAACUGAAGCUUAGCUCUUUGUAGAACUCAGGUUCUGUAUACGAAAUAAAAUAUAGACCACUCACUCAGCUCUGUUCACGUGUUUUAUUGGGUGUGCUAGCUUUUUGUUGUUUUUCUUAUCUAGACAUUUCUGAGAGUAGCAUGUUUUGUUUUGUUUCUUCAUGACAUUACUGUUUUGAAUUGUUUGACGCCAAUUAAUUACAGUGAGUAAACACUCGCAAGUUCACCGUGACACUUUACAAGGAAGACUUGUCCUAAGUGCUGAUGAGCACUUCCCCUAAAGAUGACACACAUUUAAAAUUUAGACUAGCUGCCUCCGAAACGUUACGACAACCGCGUAUGGAAUUCCUUAGGUACUGAAAAGAACGCCGCGUUCUCUUCUCGCGACGUCUUCGUUUGGAUGCUCGGCAUCUGACGAAUGAAAUAAAUGAGCGCUAACAAACUGUUCUUCUAACGUGUGUUGACGACGGAAGCAGGAUUAUCUGUUUAUGGGAAGCCUAAGUUAAACACAUUUUGUGCUUGGGUGGUUUUUGUCACUCUCAUAAUGGGUCUGAGCAGCCGUACGACACGCCUGACUUGCUACCUCAGUUAACAGUUACUUGUGCCAAGAUCUAGCGUUCCAAUUGAAACCAGACGGGCGGAAAACUGUUGCAGGAGACAGAGCAGAGAAGCAGUGUUAUUUUAAGAAUAUUAACCAUAAAAGAAAUUUGACACCAGGGAUGAAAAUAAUGCAACCAUUCAGGCAUCUACAUCCUUAACUGUUUUUGUAAGCCUUAUCUAGGGUGUUCAUUAUCCAGUGAGCUUCAUUAAGCCUGAACUAGUAUGUGAAAUUCUAAAUGCCGACUGAAGAACGUUCUCGAGUACCUGUAACAAAGUUAGCUUACAUUAAGCAAUUUUUCACAUGCAGGUUCAACAAUCUCUUUACGCUCUAGAUGUUUGGUACAAAGACUAACACUUGAAUCCACGAAUUUUGACAGCUUUUGAUAGUUAAGAAUACGUAGUGGGGGGGGGGGGGACAAUGUUUCAUUGGUAUAAUAAAACACAAUGUUUGAAAUCAAAUUAACUGAAUAAUCACAGCUAAUAUUUAAAGUGAUAUCGUUCUACAAAUUUUGUUGAAAUAGUUUGUGAAAUUCCAAUUU
Limulus polyphemus (Atlantic horseshoe crab) is the source of this 5811-nucleotide messenger RNA. RefSeq lists its product as uncharacterized. NCBI's taxonomy places the organism in Eukaryota, Metazoa, Arthropoda, Merostomata, Xiphosura, Limulidae. The annotation marks the transcript as partial. The record is from RefSeq and is a predicted model, not a curated record. The transcript has 7 exons.